AUGGACCGGAAAGCCCCACGAGUAAAUGGCAUAUGGGCCCUCUCAAAAGAACAUGAUACCAACUCUCCUAGACACAAGAGAGAGAGUCCACAAGAAAGGGAAUAUUUUGAGUAUAACACAGAUCUCCUCACGAUGCUGAAAGACGUCGGAACCAGGUUUGACCUUGAACGACCUUUCCCCAUGAAAUCUCCUGCUGAGAGUCGAAACCCAAAGUUGUAUUGCCAGUUCCAUGAAGACAUAGGACAGGAAACAAAGAAUCGUAGAACCUUGAAAAGGGCUCUAGACGGCCUGGCCUCCAAAGGACAUCUCAAGAACUAUUUACAGAAGAAUGCUCACGCUGCUGGAGGACCCACCAUGAGGGGGCAGAAAGAUUAUGCUCGCCGCCUGGGGCAAGUAAUGCUGUCAGCAAAGUCACCUUUGGAUCCAUUCCCACGGAGAGAGAUAUGUGAGUCGGAUGGUGGACGAAUAGCCACUCCGCAUGAUGAUCCUCUUGUGGUCGAAUUCAAGAUAUCCAAUAUGAGGGUAAAGCGUAUCCUAAUAGAUACGGGAAGCUCGUCUGACAUAAUGAGCCUGGAAUGCCUAUAUCGCCUAGCACAUGAUCCCAAAACCAUGGAUAGUAUACACUAUCCCAUCAUUGGUUUCGGAGGGAGCAUCAUACACCCUGUAGACGUCAUCACUCUGCCGGUUCGAAUUGGGGACAGGAAAAAUGGACGGAAGAUGGAUGUGAAUUUCCUGAUUGUUAAGGACUUAACAGCAUAUAAUGUCAUCCUGGGACGACCCACCUUGAACAAGAUUAAAGCCGUAGUUGUCACCCAUCUGAUACUUUUGAAGUUUGUGUGCGAUAAUGGGGCGAUAGGCACCAUACAUGGAGACCAACAACAAGCUAGAGACUGUUAUCUCACCACCCUCAACCCGUCAGCAUGGAAGCAAGAUUCUGCCGAAGCUAGAGGCAAAAGAAAGCACGAAGACGAGCUGCCUCCAAGGAGAGUAAACCAGCCAAAACAGAAACUGUCAAGAUAG
Molecule: messenger RNA, 1020 nt
Organism: Spinacia oleracea (spinach)
Lineage: Eukaryota; Viridiplantae; Streptophyta; Magnoliopsida; Caryophyllales; Amaranthaceae
Exons: 2
Coding region: 1-1020 (339 amino acids)
Source: RefSeq, a predicted model, not a curated record